Molecule: messenger RNA, 1620 nt
Organism: Capronia epimyces CBS 606.96
Lineage: Eukaryota; Fungi; Ascomycota; Eurotiomycetes; Chaetothyriales; Herpotrichiellaceae
Exons: 1
Coding region: 1-1620 (539 amino acids)
Biological process (GO): base-excision repair
Cellular component (GO): nucleus
Molecular function (GO): catalytic activity; DNA binding
Source: RefSeq, a predicted model, not a curated record
AUGACCUCACCAUGUCCUGCCAGUGAGCAACAGGCGCAGAACACGCACGACACUCGUGUCUUGCUCUCUCCGGCCCUUUCAUCCUCCUCCGAUGCAGAGCUGCCCAUCAUCCCAACCAAUGACUCGGGCAUGAUCGCCGACGAUGAGGCUUCUCCAGAAAACCAAUCCGCUCAGUCGGCGAUUGGGACGGCAAAGGCGAAGAAGACGUCGACAAAACCCCGCCGGACAAUCACCUAUGUUUCGAGGCACUUCGUAGCGGAAAGCGAUUUGGAUGGGGCCGGUUCUCCGGUGCCUCCAAAGAGAAGUCGAAGGGCUCAAAAGCAACCGAAUACUGCGAAAGUAAAGAGAACCCAACCGGACCAGCGGCAUGAUGCUGAUCAAGACCAAGGGGCACCGACUCUAGCCACGCCGCCAGUCACGCCAGCUCGCCCCGGUCCUCGUCCACGCAUUUAUCACGGACUGAACUUCGACGACCUCUCCUCCGAUUCCAGCCUUACUGAUGUCCCUGACGAUAUUGGGCCGGACCCGUUCUCGCCAGAAGAGCCACGAUCAUCCCCAUCAGAGUCACCAUCCCUCUCCACAAUACAAGGGAUAGAUGUCACGACCAAAAGCCGAAAAGGCCAACGUCGGCCGACCAAAUCGCCUUACUUUCCACACCCACACAAACACAGGCCGACAUUCUUGUCGACAUUGCCCUUCCCGCCCCUGUCCCACGCCACCUUCGGUUUAAUGCAGGAACGCCUCGCCCACGAUCCGUUCCGCUUACUCAUUGCGACGAUCUUCUUGAACAAGACCCCAGGCGAGCGCGCCAUGCCGGUCUUCUACCAGUUGAUGUCGAGGUUCCCUACGCCAUCGGAUCUCGCCAGGGCAGACACCAGCGAGAUCACUUCGAUCAUCUACGGGCUCGGGUUUCAAAACCAGCGAGCGAAGAAAUGCGUUGCCAUGGCGAAAACGUGGGUCAACAACCCACCAGAGCGCGGGAAACGGUAUAGGAAGCUCCAUUACCCGAAUAAAGGCGAUGGUAGGGAUGUGAGGGAUGACGAGGUGCUCGAUGACCAGGACACGCGCGUUGCAUGGGAGAUUUCUCAUUUGCCUGGUCUAGGCCCAUAUUCUCACGACAGCUGGCGCAUCUUCUGCCGCGACGAGUUGAGGGGAGUAGCGGACAAGCGGAAUGUGGAAGGAGAGGGACAUAGUUUGGCCAAAGAGCGGGGUGCAGAGGAAAAUGAAGAAGAAGGUGCAGCAUCAUCAUCGCCAUCGCCCGGAACAGGAACCGCAACCGCAACUACAACUGCAACUGCAACUUUCGAGCCCGAAUGGAAACGAGUCGUCCCGUUCGACAAGGAGCUCCGAGCAUACCUGACUUGGAUGUGGAUGAAAGAGGGAUGGGUAUGGAACAAGGAGACGGGCCAGCGAACAAAGGCCCCCGAAGAACUGAUGGCCAAAGCACGUGGCGGCGGUAUUGUGGUUGAAGAGCGAGACUCGGCCCAUUUGGUCGUGAAGACAGUCGAGGCCCAUGACUUGGACCACCUCCAGGAGGGGCGUAAGGUCGAGCGGACGGCGGGGGAUUUCUUGCCGCAAGAUUUGGAUACAAGCGCCGGGAGAACCACACCAUCACUUUAG